This is a messenger RNA of Micropterus salmoides (largemouth bass), 4855 nucleotides long. RefSeq names its product UDP-N-acetyl-alpha-D-galactosamine:polypeptide N-acetylgalactosaminyltransferase 13 (gene galnt13). Lineage: Eukaryota; Metazoa; Chordata; Actinopteri; Centrarchiformes; Centrarchidae. Gene Ontology annotation, cellular component: Golgi apparatus. The record is from RefSeq and is a predicted model, not a curated record.
AGAUUGUGCUGAAUACUACCUCGCCUGUCCUCUUACCGUUAUAAUAUUCAGCCUGGGAGCAGGUGCGUGCUGCGACGUAGCUUUGACUCCAUUAGCAUUAAAAGGAAUAGGAACAUUCACUGGUAAUGUUUACCGGUUAACUGCGGCUCAACGAGGGACAAAUCCUUUCAAGGAGUCCGACCAGGUACCAUGAGAGGCAUUACCAGGACGGACAGUAUCACACCGGAUUGUGGACUACGCAUGAGAUGGACUGUAACUUAGGUGUCGCUUCGAGACGUUGCGCGCUUGCAGGAGCAAUUUGUCCAGUUUAAAUCAGCCACAAAUAGCACUGUAUAUUGGGUCAUGUUGUCUGCGCUCAACACGUUGCCGGAGAGCGAGGCUGGAACAGGUCACUGGUUCACUCCGUCCACAAUUUAGUAUGAUGCCUCUUGGUCAAACCUGCUGCGUUUCCUUCCUGUUUCCUCGCCCCGUCUCCAGAGUCCAAACACCCCUUCAGCAGACCGAGCGCUCCUGAGCACUCUCGCUGUGACCCUGCCUGUUCAGCUGCCUGCAUCCCGGGAGGUGAUGCGACGGUUUGUCUACUGUAAGGUGGUGCUGACCACCUCUUUAGUGUGGGUGCUGGUGGACGUGUUCUUGCUGCUCUACUUCAGCGAGUGUAACAAAUGCGACGACAGGAAGGACCGCUCGCUGCUCCCUGCCCUCCGAGCUGUGAUAUCUCGGAGCCACGAGGGUCCGGGGGAGAUGGGCAAGGCGGUGAACAUCCCCAAGGAUGACCAGGAAAUGAAGGAGCUCUUUAAGAUUAACCAGUUCAAUCUGAUGGCCAGCGACAUGAUUGCACUCAACAGGAGUCUGCCGGAUGUGAGGUUGGAUGGCUGUAAAACCAAGGUGUACCCAGACGACCUGCCAAACACCAGCAUUGUGAUUGUGUUUCACAACGAGGCAUGGAGCACCCUGCUGCGGACAGUUCACAGCGUGAUCAACCGCUCUCCCAGACACUUGCUUGUGGAGAUCGUGUUAGUCGAUGAUGCCAGCGAGCGAGACUUCCUGAAGACAAAGCUGGAGAACUAUGCGCGGACUCUGGAGGUGCCAGUAAGGAUCCUGAGGAUGGAGCAGCGUUCAGGUCUAAUCAGAGCCAGGUUGAGGGGUGCGGCCGCCACAAAAGGUCAGGUCAUUACCUUCCUGGACGCUCACUGUGAGUGUACUGUCGGCUGGCUGGAGCCCCUUCUGGCACGCAUCAAAGAGGACAGGACAGCAGUGGUGUGCCCUAUCAUUGAUGUCAUCAGCGACGAGACGUUUGAAUACAUGGCAGGCUCAGAUAUGACCUAUGGCGGUUUCAACUGGAAGCUGAACUUCCGCUGGUACCCUGUUCCCCAGCGGGAGAUGGAUCGACGCAAGGGGGACAGAACACUUCCUGUCAGAACUCCCACCAUGGCAGGAGGAUUAUUCUCUAUAGACAAAACUAACUUUGAAGAAUUAGGAAGCUACGAUCCAGGGAUGGACAUCUGGGGCGGAGAAAACCUGGAAAUGUCUUUUAGAAUCUGGCAGUGCGGUGGCUCAUUGGAAAUUGUAACAUGUUCGCACGUGGGCCAUGUUUUCCGGAAGGCCACCCCAUACAGCUUCCCUGGAGGAACGGGCCAAGUCAUCAACAAGAACAACAGGCGCCUGGCGGAAGUCUGGAUGGAUGAUUUCAAAGAUUUCUUCUAUAUCAUAUCACCAGGCGUGAUGCGGGUGGACUACGGAGACGUUUCAUCCCGUAAAGCCCUCCGUGAGGCCUUGCGGUGCAAACCGUUUUCCUGGUAUCUAGAGAACGUCUACCCAGACUCCCAGAUCCCGAGGAGAUACUACUCACUUGGUGAAAUCAGAAAUGUGGAGACCAACCAGUGUGUGGACAACAUGGGAAGAAAGGAGAACGAGAAAGUUGGCUUUUUCAACUGUCACGGCAUGGGUGGAAACCAGGUUUUCUCAUACACGGCGGAUAAAGAAAUUAGGACAGAUGACCUCUGUCUGGAUGUCUCCCGCCUCAACGGACCUGUCGUCAUGCUCAAGUGUCACCACAUGAAGGGCAAUCAGAUGUUUGAGUACGAUGCUGAGCGACUCACCCUGAUGCAUGUGAACAGCAACCAGUGUUUGGACAUGCCAUCUGAGGAGGACAAGAUGGUCCCUACCCUGAGAGACUGCAACGGCAGCCGCUCUCAGCAGUGGCUGCUUCGUAACAUGACUCUGAGCGUCUGAUUCCACCUCCCCCCCCCUCUCCCCCAACCACUAUUUUCUCAUCCUACCAGUCAUGGCUCUCCAUGCCUUCACCAGGUGGCUUUACCACACACAUCAUGCGCCUCUUCCUGUAACAGAGAUCCAGGCAGCAGCGUUGUGUCUUCCAUUUUGGAAAGAUUAGAGAGAAGCUGCACCUGCACCUUCAGGUGACAUGACGAGCUGUGGCUUUAGGGACCUCAUCGUGUCCAAGGAGGAAGAACGAUGUGUGAGGUCUUUGCAUGGACAACUUUGAAAACAAAGCGUUCAUGCUGUGUCAAACAACCGCUAACCGUGCAUCCACUGUGCUGCUCAGACUGCUGCUUAGCUGCUGGACAAACAAUUAAAAAGGAUCUAUAACAAGAUAAUUGCACGUCUCUGCGAUGGUUUGCACUGUACAUGACUUUCCUCUUGCUAUGUACAUGCAGUGCAUUUGUGUCCACUGUAGGUAGUCUAAAAAACAAGACUGUUGUUAUGACUGCUGCUGAUCCUCUUUUCAUAUCAGUAUCUGAGUAACAUUCAAAUGACGUGAUGUUAAGAGACCGACCAAGAAAGCAGAUAACGAUGUUGAUAUAUGAGAGUUGAAAAAUCAGAUAAUCACACUGUAUCUAUACUGAAUUUUGGUUUUGAAGUUGAACUGAAAUUUGAAUUCUCAUCACUUUUGAUGCCAGAAAAUAUAAACUAUAAUAAUGAUGCUGCCACUAUUGGGUAUAUUUUUCCAUUUUGCCUGUGGGUGGGCAUUUCCCAUACCAGCAGUUGACUGACUUUUGAUUUUUUCACUUUAGAACAAGCCCACAUAGUGUUGGCUGUCAACCUGAAGCAAACUGUCCCUGUACCCCUUUCAUGUAAAGGUAAUAAAAACUUAACACAAAGUUUGUAUUCCACUCAGAAAGUGGAAGCUAGUUAGCCUAACUUGCUAACGUUAAAACUAAUUCCCACUGGAUGUUAUUUCAACAUUGGCUGAAUCAACACCUGCUCAGUGGUGUGUUCUUCCCACAUUAUGCUAAGGAGGGGGUCUAGCUAGCAUUAGCUGUCUCUUUUUCAUGGGCCCAGUUUUUGGUAAAUAGAAACCAAAUAAACACACAAGUUAAGACAAACAUAAAGGAUAUGCAGUAUAUACAAAUUUCUCAGCAAAACUGAUGCUAUUUCAGUUCAACUUUAAAAUGAACAAAUAACAUUAACCACACUUUUAAGAAGGAUCCCUUGUAAAUUGUGAACAAAAUAUGUAUUAAUCAUUGCCAGACAUAUAGGCAGAUAAUAAUUUAUAUGUGAUAAGAUAAUAUUGGACAAUUUAUUGGUUGGGCUCUAGUUGUUAAGGUGGAUUUCUGGAGAUGUUUGGAAAACCAACUAUAAACUGUAAUAAUAACCAUCUAAAAAAGACUACAGUGUAAGACAAGAGUGCAGCUAUCACUUCCUUCCCUUUGAGUUGAUUAAUCACAUAAUAUUCAUUUAUAUUUUAUUUUUAAUAGGUUGAAGAAAUGAAAGAAGAGGCUGCGCGAAACGAGUAGCAAGUAAUUGAGACUUUGCUCUGAGUAGAUUUAAUUGAUUUUAAAUGAAUGUAAGAGUUUCCACCUAAAUGAUAACAACUAUAUUCUGAAACACUUCAACUGCUCUGUGUUAUCAUGGCUAUGUCCUAGUCCUGCUACAAAGAUAUUGCUAAAUUCUUUUUAAUAUCUUGAGAAAUCAUGAUGUCUUGGAGCCCAAUAGUUAUGUGUGCCUUUAGAAAGUUGAUUUGUUUUUUGUUCAUUGGUUUUGAGAUGAUUUAUUUAUUUUGGUGUUGAAAAAGGAAAAUGUUGUCUUUUUUUCAUUUAGAUUUUUUUUAAAAACUACAAAAAAACAUAUCUCAUGAAUAUGUCACCUUCAUAUUAAUGCUUAUUCAAAUACUUAGUUACAGUAAAGUCAAUAUUCAGUAUAUCAGUUCUCACCCGUCAGCAAAUGUGACUUUUCACUACUCUGUUGAUCAGGCAACAAAUGUUAUUGUACAUAAUGCUGUUAACAUGUUUCUAUCACCAUUGUUGUUGUUGUUGUACAUACAGAACCAAUUAUUUUUCUAAGAUACUGUAAAACUUGAACACUCCUCAGAGAAAAGACAUUGAAUGGUAAACCGAUCACGAGGUAUUGCAGUGUUUUAUUUGGAAUCGUGGUAAUAAAAACCAGUGCUUACCUUGGGUUUUGAAAUUGCGGUGUGUUUUGGAAGUCAUCAUCGGCCCCAUGAAACCAAUUCUCAGACUACCUAAAGGACCUUAGGUGAGCAUACAUGAGGGAGCAACUAAUGGUGAAAUACUAUUAAUGCUGCUUGAAUACUGAAUCUUUGCCAAGUGCUUGCUUGGCAUUCAGACUAAAAUUCACCUCUUUUGUAUUACACACACACACAUUUAUUGUUUUUCAUUAUGUUAAAGUGCAUGGUGUUAAAAUAGGAAUGUAAUGUUUCAAUGUACUGGUUGAAAAGUGAUGUUACCUGUUUGUACAUUUUGCCUUUUUUGUAGAAAAAAAACAAACAAAUGUAGAUUUAGCAUUAAUUCCACUGUCAAGCAACUGAUGAAAAUGUGAACACUACAUCACACCAAUAUAUCAGUUGUUUAAUAAACCUUGUUCUUGAAGCUUUUAA